Messenger RNA from Panicum virgatum (switchgrass), 1735 nucleotides. Its product is annotated as putative disease resistance protein RGA4. The transcript has a single exon. Gene Ontology annotation, molecular function: ADP binding. NCBI's taxonomy places the organism in Eukaryota, Viridiplantae, Streptophyta, Magnoliopsida, Poales, Poaceae. The coding region runs from base 87 to 1652 and encodes 521 amino acids. The record is from RefSeq and is a predicted model, not a curated record.
GAGAUUACCCGAAAUAAACACAGAAGAUUGAAUGGGCCACUCCAGCGUUGAAGCUAUUGCUCGAUCCAUUCACACAGGAGUUCGCCAUGGAGACGCUUGCCUCCGCGAUCCUCGGCGACCUCAUCGGCCGAUCCGUAUCCUUCGCCCUUGACAGGUGCUGCCACCGGUGGCGCAAGGCCGGCGGCAUCGAGGACGCACCGCAACGGCUGCGCCGCGUGCUUCUACGACUUCAGGCCGUCGUCGAGGAGGCCGACAGGCGGCGCGUCACCAACCAGGCCAUGCUCCGGCAGCUUCAGCUCAUGAGGGAAGGCGUGUACAGAGGCUACUACCUGCUCAGCGCCAUCAAGCGCCAAGGCGUUCACGAGGUCAGCUGUCUUCCUGAUCGCUCGUCGUUGGCCUCGUCCCUAAUCAAUCCGGCGAAGCGCUUGUGCACUGUCUCGGCCAGGACGACGCCGGCGAGAAUGGCGCCUGAAGACAGCGGACGGGAGGUGGAGGCAGAGGCGGAGCUGCAAGAGGUGCUCGCCGGCCUAGAGAGCAUGGCCAGCGACAUGAAGGAGCUCGUCGUGUUCUUGAGCUGCUACCCUCCGGCGCGCCGUGAGCCUUACAGUGGGCACCUGUGGCUGGAGAACCGCAUGUUCGGCCGCGAGGCAGAGCAGGAGAAGAUCAUCAGCUUCUUGCUGGGACCAGAGCCUGCAGAAGAUCCGGGCGUGCUUCCUGUGAUAGGUCGACCAAGAGUUGGCAAGAGCACCCUCGUCGAGCACGUCUGGUUGGACGAGAGGGUGCGCGAGCACUUCUCCCUGAUCGUCUUCUUUGGUCAAGGCGACAUCGAGGAUAGAAAGCUAUCGUCUUCUUCGCCUCAUCUGGAAGACAACGGCAGAAUCAAGCACAAGCACCGGGAUCUCGACCCCGCCGGGAAAUCGCUGGUUGUUAUCGAGCUAGUUGAGGACGUGGAUGACAACACAUGGUGGGAAAGAACACUGUCUGAUCUGCGAGGACGAUGCACCAUGCCAGUCAGCAAAAUCAUCGUCACAAGUCGAUCAGAGAAGAUUGCAAGUUUGGGGACAACACAAGCUCUGGAGCUGAAACCUCUGCCUCGAGAAGCCUACUGGUACUUCUUCAAGACGAUCGCGUUCGGGAGCACUGAUGCAGAGGAUGAGGAGGAGCUAGCAUCUGUGUGCAUAGAGAUGGCAGACCUUCUGAAUCGAUGCUUCAUAUCGGCCAAUUUGUUCGGUGGCCUGCUGAGAACCAACCCUUGCUCUCAGUUUUGGCAAAGGGUUCUCAACGGCGUCAGACAAUACAUUCGAAUGCACCUCCUUCGCUUUGGUGAGCAUCCGUGCGAUCGCCUACUGAUGAAUGGUCGGCCGAUAUACCUUUGGAGAUUACCCAAGACUGAUACCGUGUUCACUGCCUACCAUACUUACCAAGCGUGUUCAUCCCAGGAGCAUGAUCUGCCCAAGAUAACCCUGAACGAGUUGCAUGUUGGAAGUGCAAGGCCUCGAGGGAAGUUUGAGAUCGUGGCUUGGAGGUCUCGCAUACCACCCUACUACAGCUACUUGAUGAGUUGUGAGGUGCAGACAUUGCCGUGGUUCCUCCGUGUGCCGCCCAUGAACAAGCAAAUCCAGCACCGGCAGUCACGACUGAAUUCGGUGUGAAUUUUUUUUUUUUGUUCAUGCUGUAUGACUCUGUAUGUUUUAUCCAUUCAGUAUAUAUGGCACUAGCAACCUUGAAGGCGUUC